Messenger RNA from Epinephelus moara (kelp grouper), 8513 nucleotides. It is a transcript of the gene pcdh11, whose product is annotated as protocadherin 11. Bases 770 to 4624 code for a protein of 1284 amino acids. Gene Ontology annotation, biological process: homophilic cell-cell adhesion. Gene Ontology annotation, cellular component: plasma membrane. The record is from RefSeq and is a predicted model, not a curated record. The transcript is spliced from 7 exons. Lineage: Eukaryota; Metazoa; Chordata; Actinopteri; Perciformes; Serranidae. Gene Ontology annotation, molecular function: calcium ion binding.
UACUGAGACAUCUACAGCUUAGCAGACAGAUACGGUGAACCGCCUAUCCCGGCUCCUGUAAGUGAUGCUGCACUGAGGCACACUUUGAUCCAACUCCAUUGGGGGGCGAUGCGCUCUCUGCAUCCCUCCUUCAAGAGUUUUUUUGGGGAGCGUGCACAACCUCGAAUCAGUCAAAACAAGUGGUCAUAAAAUAAAUUAGCUGUAAGCUGUCAGUUUUUCAUCAGAAGUCCUUUUUUUUCUUGCGCUCUUGGAUUGAAGUUUUACGCGCGGGUCAAGACGCCUUUUUGUAACGCACACGUGUAAAUUUGGUGCCAGCUGUUUUUAAGCUGGUAAAAUAAAGUAGGAAUUGCCAGGCAUGGUAGGCUAGGGAUGCAAAGUUAAUGUAAAAACACAGCUUGGAUCAAUGCGUAUCUCCGGCCGUGGGAUUGCGAGCCCAAGACACCCGAAGAGGAAUUACAGCGUCCUUUUCAAAAGUUGAUCGCUGUGCAUGAUUUAUUUUUCUCUCCUGCACAUGAGGACCACAGCUUUUUUAGCGCAUGGAUAAGUUUUGGUAGUGGAUAACAUUUUUUUCUUUCUUUCUACUUGCAUUGCGUUUUGCUGCCGCUUCUGAUGAGGAUCCUUUCCCCCCACUUCAGUUUAAUUCAUGGCACUUCUUUUUUUGUAAAUCAGUGAUGUCUCCACGCGACGGUACUCACGGUUGAUUUUUCAUCCUGUUCGAGCGGAAAAGAGUUGCUGCUGUAGAAAGUGAAGCUCCCGUCCACUCUUGAGUAUGGACUUAGCAAGUCAGGCUCAUGCGCUGGUGGUCUUGCUCACCUGUGUGGUCGUGCUAUGCCGGGCCCAGGAGAGGGACUACACGGUGAAGGAGGAGCAGCCGGAGAACGUCCGCAUCGGGAACCUGCGCAAGGACCUGGACCUCAACCUGGACCCCAGCAUCAGGCUAUCCUCACCGCUGCAGUUCAAGCCUGUGUACAAGACAGGUGACGUGCCUUUGGUGAGGGUGGAGGCCAACACGGGGGAGAUCUUUACCACCAAUCACAGAAUCGACCGGGAGAAGCUGUGUUCAGGGGUCUUCGCUGAGAAACGCUGCUACUAUGAGAUUGAGGUGGCCGUGCUGCCGGAUGAGAUCUUCCGGUUGGUCAAGAUCCGCUUCCUGAUCGAGGAUGUAAAUGACAACGCGCCCCUUUUCCAGUCCACUGUAAUAAACAUCUCCAUCCCGGAGAACACAGCCAUCAACACCCGAUACCCGGUGCCCUCAGCGUUUGACCCUGAUGUAGGGAUCAAUGGGAUUCAACACUAUGAACUGGUCAAGAGUGUCAGCGAGUUUGGUUUAGACAUCAUCGAGACCCCUGAAGGCGACAAGUGGCCGCAGCUCAUCGUUCAGCAGAACCUGGAUCGCGAGCAGAAGGACACGUUCGUCAUGAAGAUAAAGGUAGAGGAUGGUGGCAACCCCCCCAAGUCCAGCACCGCCAUCCUCCAGGUCACCAUCUCCGACGUCAACGACAAUCGUCCCGUCUUCAAGGACAGCGAGCUGGAGGUCACCGUGCCGGAGAACGCGCCCAUGGGGACAUCUGUUGCUCAGCUUCACGCCUCGGACGCAGACCUGGGUUCCAACGCACAGAUCCACUUCGCUUUCAGCAACCAGAUCUCUGCCUCAACCAAACGUCACUUUGCCAUCGACAGCUCUACGGGACUGAUCACUGUGAAGCAGCCGCUGGACAGGGAGGUAACUCCUGUUCACAAACUCAUCGUCCUCGCCAGCGAUGGCAGCUCCACCCCCUCCAGAGCCACAGUGAUUGUUAAUGUUACAGACGUUAAUGACAAUGUUCCCUCUAUAGACACUCGCUACAUUAUCAACCUGGUUAAUGGGACUGUUCUGCUCUCUGAAAAUGCACCUCUCAACACCAAAAUAGCCCUCAUCACUGUUACUGACAAGGAUGCAGAUCUUUAUGGCAAAGUAGCUUGCUACACUGACCAUGAUGUUCCUUUUCGGUUGAAGCCUGUCUUUAAUGAUCAGUUUUUACUAGAGACAGCUGCCCCCCUAGAUUAUGAGACGACUCGAGAAUAUGCAAUUAAGAUAGUGGCCUCGGAUAGGGGGACGCCUCCUUUGAACACUUCAGCUAUGGUUUUAAUUAAAAUCAAGGAUGAGAACGACAAUGCACCCAUCUUCCCCCAGCCGGAAAUCCAACUUUCCAUACCGGAGAACAAUGACCCCUCUACACAGUUAAUAAAAAUCAGCGCCACUGACGCAGACAGCGGACAUAAUGCUGAGAUUAUUUAUACUCUUGGCCCUGAUGCGCCUGACGGGUUUAACAUAGACAGACGGUCAGGAAUUCUCUCCGUUGGCAAACGACUGGACAGAGAGAAGCAGGAGAGGUACUCAUUCACUGUCAUAGCGAGGGACAAUGGCUCCACGUCCCUGCAGAGCAAUGUCACUGUCAGGCUAAUCGUCCAGGACCUUAAUGACAACAGCCCAGCUUUCACACACCCUGAGUACAACUUCUAUGUGCCUGAGAACCUGCCUCUCUAUGGAACCGUGGGCUUAAUCACAGUGACGGACGCAGAUGCUGGAGAUAAUGCGAUUAUAACCCUGUCUGUUUUGAACGGGAAAGAUAAUUUCAUCAUCGACCCUCAAACCGGUGUGAUCAAACCCAAUAUCACCUUUGAUAGGGAGCAGCAAAGCUCCUACACAUUUAUGGUCAAAGCUGUUGAUGGGGGGCAACCUCCAAGCUCCUCCUACGCCAAGGUCACUAUCAAUGUAGUCGACGUGAACGACAAUCGCCCUGUGUUCGUCAUCCCGUCCUCCAAUUACUCAUAUGACCUAGUGCGAACCACCACCACCCCUGGCGCUGUGGUCACCAGAGUGUUUGCCAUUGACAAUGACACAGGUAUGAAUGCUGAGCUGCAGUACAGCAUUAUCAGCAGCAUCAUCAUCACAUCUAGGGUCUCCCCUCGAGGUCUCUUUGCCAUCGACAAAACAACGGGUAACAUAACACUGCAGGAGAAGAUAGUGGCAGCUGAUCAGGGGCUGCAUAGGCUGGUAGUCAAGGUCAAAGAUCUAGGCCAGCCUGAGUCAUUACACGCCAUCGCACUUAUUCACUUGUUUGUCAAUGACACUGUGUCAAACGCUACCUUUAUCCAAGAGCAGCUUCGAAAAAGUAUGGAGACACCCUUGGAUCGUAACAUAGGGGACAGUGAGGUAACACCUCAAGCCAACGGAUACGUGAUUGUUGUGAUAGCAAUCAUAGCAGGGACCAUGACUGUCAUCUUGGUGAUAUUUGUGACUGCCUUGGUGCGGUGCCGACAGACACCCAGACACAAAGUGGUGCAGAAGGGCAAGCAGAGUGGCGAGUGGGUGUCACCCAACCAAGACAACCGUCAGAUCAAGAAAAAGAAGAAGAGAAAGAAGCGAUCCCCCAAGAGUCUCCUCUUGAACUUUGUGACCAUAGAUGAAUCCAAGCCUGACGACCCCACACAUGAGCAUGUUAAUGGCACUCUGGAUCUCCCUGUGGAGUUAGAGGAGCAAACCAUGGGGAAGUACAACUGGGCCACCACGCCCACCACCUUCAAACCCGACAGCCCAGAUUUAGCCAAGCAUUACAAGUCCGCGUCCCCUCAGCCUACAUUUCAAAUCAAACCGGAGACUCCAGUGGCCCCAAAGAAACACCAUGUGAUCCAGGAGCUCCCCUUGGACAACACGUUCGUGGUGGGCUGUGACUCACUCUCCAAGUGCUCAUCGACUAGCUCCGACCCGUACAGUGUCUCAGAGUGCAGCUGUCAGGGGGGAUUCAAGACUGCGGGGCAAAUCACCACCCGACAGAACCUGAGCCAGACACCGGAGAAGUCUUUUAACUCGCCGCCCCCCAUUUGUCCUCAUAAGGAGGCCUGUCAACUUGGCAAGAUAACCUCUGUGAAUACCCAGCGCCGCGUGACGUUCCAUCUUCCAGACGGUUCCCAGGAGAGCUGCAGUGACAGCGGACUGGGAGACCCGGAACCUAGCAGCACGGCCAGCACCACCCAGCCUCUUCCCCUCAGCUUCCCCCAGGAGGAGUACUAUGAGCAAACAUCACCUAACAGCCGCACCGAGGGAGAUGGGAACUCAGACCCUGAAUCUACCAUCGAGGUGAACCUGCAGAAAGCCUUGGCUGAGGCCUCUGAGACCUGUACCCAGGAGUGUCUGAUACUGGGCCACUCCGACAGCUGCUGGAUGCCCCCAGCCCUGGCCCAGUUCCAGGGUUCUGGCAACAACAGCCCCACCUCCACCCCUAUCACCACUGCAAUCGCCGGUACAAUGCCCUCCUUUGGCUUCCAGCAGAGCUGCGCCCGGGGAGCCAAAGCUAACAUGAUGAGCAUGGGGGUCAUGGAUGGUCGCCAUACCCUGGGCAGGUCUGUGCCCAAAAAAGAUGAACUGGACAAAGGGAUCAGCCGCCCGCAGUUCUACAACACCCUGGAUAGACACUGCAGUAACAAAGGGAUCAGCCGCCCGCAGUUCUACAACACCCUGGAUAGACACUGCAGUAAGAAGGAGGACCCUGUCAAGGUCAUCCCCCUGGCGAGCUUCUCCUCCCCCGGGCAGCAGACGCCCGGCGGGGGUAGCAGCUCUUUCUUACACGAGCACCAGCUGUAAGAGUGAAAGACAGAUCUCCAUCACCCUGACAUACAUGUGACUCAGUCCAUAGACGGCUUGUUGUCAGUGACUUUAUGAGCAGUAUGUAUGCGUACGCGUGGAGGUAUGCAUCAUUUGAAUAACUUUGUCCAGCUCCAGCUCAGUUUUACUAAUGAAGACAUCCGAGAAUGGAUUCGAUCACGAUGUUGUUGUUCAGACAAAAUCACCUCGGAUCAGUCUGACAGAUUACGCAUUUGAAAGGAAAUGUAGGUCUUAACACAGCAGGCCCAUGUAUAAUACAUAAAGGUAGUUCUAUACCAAAGUAGUUCCAUCACAGAAAAAAAAAGAAGAAUUUUUUGCUUUCAGUUCGGUGAUGUUUGCUUAGUGAUAAGAAAGGGCAGUGUACGCUUUAAGCUUCGGGCCCAGCUUAGUGGAACUGUGUCCUUAAAGACCAUUUCUUUGCGCAGAAACACUUGCAAAUACAGUGCUUUGUGUUGAGUGGGCUAAAUCAGGCUAAAUGUUAAUUAUGAGCUCUGGGUGGAUGGUGUUUCUGUUAAGUUCUAGUGAAGUAUUGCUCUGUAUAACACGCAGCACAAACUCCUUUGGUGGUAGAAGAUGUUUCUUUUGUCUCGUCUGAACGUGUUUCAGAAGUCUAUUUUGGUCAGGGGACUGCAGAAGGAUAAAAAAAAAGUCUACAAAGCAUAACUAGGCCAAUGGUAGACAACACCGGUAAUCUUUUGCAUCCUACAUUCUCACCGUGGACCAGCACACAAAAUAUAACAGAAAAAAAAACAACAAAAAAAAAACUCCUGCACAUACACACACACACACACCCAAGAUGUUUUCCAUAUGGUGGUUGCUCCAUCUCUGCCAACUCUAUUAAGAAAAUGUUCACUCCUUGCAUUAUCUCAGCAGCUUAGCCUUGAAAGGCGCAGACAGAUGCGCUUUGGAAAUGUACCCUUUGUUUCCUUCCCUUUGUUUCUAUUUCUCACAUUUUGCUGCUCAGAAACACUCACAUAAUAACAGCUAUGGAGCCAAUUAUGAAAUUCUCAGUCUAAUUACUUUGAUGUGUGAUCUCAGUAGCGACCCUUAUUGUGGUUUGGAGGUCUGGAAUGGUUCUCUUGGCUAGCCAGAAACUUGCUCCGCACGUGCCGAGGCAAUGAAAAGGUGACAAGCGCUCGGAAAAUAGCAGCUUGAAAAGCUCCCUCAUUUCCAAUCAUAUCAUUAAUAUCACCUAUUGUUCUUGCUAUUAAUUACUACUGUGUGUUGUCAUACAAGUCCGUUUGGCUGCAAAGUUUCUAUUAACAGUUUUUACAACAGUGUGUGUUGACACUGGGAUAAUAGACCAGGGUGCAAGAAUUUCUCCGGAGCCCUGAGUCUUACUGAAUUAUUGAUGUGAAUGUUUUUUUUGCAGUUAUCAUAAGGGUAGGCAUUGGCACCAUUUGAAAGGACCUCCCUGCUGCAUCACUGCCUGUGUGUGUAAAUCGGACUGAUGAUGAUAACUACUUCAGACUAACUUGCUGCUGUAACAGAUUGGGUGCAGGAUAAUCUAUUGCUACAGCAAUAAGUGACUUUGCUGAUAUCCAUUUUUCUCUCCUGUAACAUCCAAACCAGGUGUCUACAUCAUCAGGUAUAUGAUUCAUGCAGUUCAUUUUCUUGUACCAUCUUGCAAAUUGGGAACAGGCCUAAAUCUAUAAUGCAGCGUGGCAUUCUCGAGGGGAAGGCGCAAGGCAAAUUGUGUUUGCAUGCUCUUAGCCGCCACACCUAUUCUCUCUGAUAGUUGGGGUCAGGACUCUUAUCAUUAUAAAGAGGAUUUAUCUGAGAGUCAGUGAAAUGAUCACUUAAAGGAACACUGUGUCAAGGACACGGAAAAAGGGGCAAUUCAAUUUCACCUCAGUCAAUUACCAAAAUGAAUCUAAUUCAAAACAAGCAACUUAAAUAAAUUCUCCUGCAGUAUAAACAUACCCCAGCUUGGGAAUCCAAUUUCAGCUCAUUUAAUACCACUCUUUCUCCCCCCCCUAUCACUUUCCAUCAUUGAUACUUUGUCAUGUAUCACCAAACGGUUGAAACAAUACAUAUUUAAUCAAAAGGAGCACAUAUCAAAGGGAGCAUACAUCAAGAUGUCACUGGAAAUCUGAAUUUUAUCACUCUGACAAAUGCAAAUCCAACACUUGUUUUUAUUUUUACUCCAAAUGCCGCCUCAAAAUAAAAUCCUUUCAGUGUCUGUUUACAAUUAUGUGGGGAAAAGUAGGGCAAAGAAAUUCCUGGUUGGAUGUUUUCCAACAAAAAUAAAGCUGAAAAAUAACAAUUAAGUUCUUAAAAAAAAAUAAAAAAUCCCCAUUUUACAAGAAGUACAGAGAUGAUCUGCUGCUGUUGGGAAAAAUGUGCCCUUCCUCAUAUCACAGAGGGAGAGAUAUCCAUGACAUGAAUACGGAAUAAUACACUGUCACACUGUAUUUUAAAAAAAAUGUGAUUGUUUGAAAUAAUUUAUCUGAUCACACGUGUACAGUAAGCACAAUAUUACCUUUCUGUAACCCUCACUGUGUUUGACUCUACCUGCAUAACUCCUGUGUAUUGUAAUGUCGCAGCAGCUACAUUAAUUGAAAGACUACUUCUAGUGGGAGUAGAAGAAUAACUGCAUGAAUGUACAUCUGUAGGAUGUUGCUUUUGAUACCGACAUGACUUUUUUUGUCUACUGCGGUCCUAUUUUGUUCAAUUAUGCAAUUCUAGAGGUAAAAGAAGUGUUUUUAUUUAUUUAUGUCUCCAACAAAGAGCAUACCAUACGAAUGUGCAUUUGUUUUUUUAUUAUUUUGGAGGGGCUCCCCUGAGUAAGUGGUGUUCCUCUGUAUCAAAGGUUUUCAUCUUUCACAGUGAAACUGACAAAAAGUGGAGGGUGAUGAUCACGGGUUUUCACUUUGCAUGAUUCUGCUCUCACUGUCCCAUUUUUCUAACUCCCUCUGCCCUCAAAGUAAGGUUACUAUACAUACAACUGAUUGCUUUUUUUAUUUUUCAGAAUUUUUCUAUUCAAAAACUCGUGUCACGAUUACCAUGUCAAGGUGUGUCAUGAUUUGCAUGAACUGUUUGGACCUCCACAAGGCGUUUUCUAACACUUGACUGUGUGAUUCAUGCAUCCAUCAUUAGAUUCAGUGUCAGUAUUGAUGUUUACUGCUCUACCUGUUUGUCUGUCUUAUGGAACUAAACAAAUGUUACACGGUGUACACAUUCGAACUUUGUGACGUGUGCGUGCCACUUAUGCCUCCGCGUACACACAAAUAUCUAUACCGUCAGGUAAACUGGAUUUUAAACUGUACAUAGCAGUACCCCUGAGAACUAGUAAUAACGAUUACACACUGGAAAGACACAUACAGUAAAGACCACAGGCUAAAUACUGGAAUUCGCUUUGUUGAUAAAAAGGAAAAAGGGAAAACAUAAGAAGUGAUGAGAUGACAAUCUCUCUUGUAAUGUAAAUGGAUACAUAUGCAUAAUAUUGACGAGAGUGUGUUUGAAUGUGUUUAUAGGUGAUCUUGUAUGUUUGUGAGGGGAGAGUGUGUGUGUCUCCUUGCAUGUAUGAGCGUGCGUGUGUGUGUGUGCACAUAUGUGUGUACUGGCAUGCACCUUGCCAGGAUAUUUUAUGUACACAAAUGUAUCUUGUACAAAAACUAUAUCAAAAUAUGAUAUAAGACUUAAGUAUAUGCUUGUAAAUUAGUCAUCGGUGAGUCAGGUUGAGUUUUGCUUUGGGAGAAGGCUUCAAUGCUUGCCAGCGAAUCUGUAUUGGUCAGUUAAAGCUAUACAGUCUGUGUUGUCAUGCCUUUGUAAGAUAUCCCAUUUAAAUCUAUGAAAAAAAUGACCUUCCAUAUGGUGAAAUGAUUUUUCUUGUCAUUGAAUUUUACUUCAGCCAUUAAAUAUUGAG